ACACUGCAAUACAUGAUAUCACUUGGUGAUCUUACCUUGUUCCAAAACUUCCAUCCAAAUCACUCAGAGCCCCUACCUGCUCAUUGAUGACCUGUACCUACAGAAAAAGAGAAAUAAGAAAUAAAAGUGUUAAUAAAUGUGUUGGUUAUUCAGAACCUCUUAGUAGCAGCACAGAACCACAGAAUAAGGAACAGCACAGUUUUAGUCAUUUAUCACCAGAGAAGCAAAUUACCUUUGUUUGAGCAGUUAUCAGUUAGAUUUGAAAAAUGAGUGCCUUCUUAUAUAUAUAAGAAUUCAUAUGGACACAAAUACACAGGUAUGGAGCAUAAAGAAACUAGAGAGGUCCCCAUACUUUCCCUAAGCCAAGACCUAACCCUGAUCAGGGAAUGAUAGCCGUUUUCACACAUGAGAGAGAGUCAGGAGCUGCAAUCAAAGAUUCAGAUUACAAAUACAAAGCAUUUCAGUGGAGAAGAUAAAUUGGAAAUGUGUGUGCUUAUCUAAAGCAAUGUGUGUGGAUCACAAGGAAGCACAAAAGUGAACACCGCAGUAACUCAAUACUUCCUUUUUUUAGGUAUUUGCCCUAAAUCAAAUUAUGAGAAAUAGGAACUUGGCAAACAGGAUGCAUGUAUAUGACUGGAGGCAAAGUUUAACCAUUAUGGGCUACAUCAGCUACGUUUAUUACCAGGGAUUAAUGAGUAACUCAUGGUACAAAAGGAGAGGGUGCGAUGGUCUGUUUCUGGAGAAUGGAACUGACUCUGAGGAGGAGACAUAUGAUUUUUUAGAACAAGCCUCUAACAGUGACUUGCUCACUUGCUAGAGAUUAUUUUUUUUACAGAUUAAAUCAGAUUUAGAGGAAACACACUGACUGGUCAUGGCCAGAAGUCCACCCAUCAUAAUGCUUUGGCUGUGGUUGCAGUCUUCUAUGUAUCUUCAGGGUUCAAACAUUCAUGGGAACCCCAGUCUGUGGGGAAAGAAGGCUGAGUUCCAGAUCAAGCCGUGCAUGUGGCAGCUGGACCCAGGGCUGUCUGUGCCAGAGCUGGAGGAGCUGAGCGUGUGCGUCUUGCUACGCCUCACAGUGAUAACCGAAUGGACCGCCUUCGCCUACAAAGCCCCCGGGAACCCGGCGGUCGAGCUGGGACUGGAAGGAGACGACCAACGCAUCACGGCGGUGCUGUUUGGAGCCCGAUGGCCCCUGAACGAAUCGCUGUCACCCAAAGUCUGGCAGUCUGUGUGUUUGACCUGGUCAGCCGCGAGCCGGCACCUUCGACUCUACGUCAACGGGACGAGGCGUCUGGACCAGGCCGUAGACCCCCCCGCGUCUGGGCGGCUGGCCCCCAACGGAACCCUGACCCUGGCCUGGCCUCACUCGGUGGACCAGAAUGGCACGGUGUGGCGGGAGGACGGGAAGACCCUCAUGGGGGGCAUCGGCCUGUUCAGGAUGUGGGCCAGAGAAUGGCGAGCCGAGGAGAUCAUGCUGCUGGGCUGCGUGGAGGGAGACGUGGUGAGCUGGGACGCCAGACACUGGAAUCACCGCUCACCCGCGAGCUGUCCUCCCAAAGAGGACACCAGCCUGCAUUGUGAGUGGUCGAGCUACGAAAUUAAAAUGUGGGCUUAUAUCAAACACUCCAACACAUCUGAUGCAACCAACAGCAGCCUGGAAUCAAUCACAAGGCACUGGAUGGAAAGCAUCUUCCCGCUGAACUUUUCUGUUCAGAACGUGUCAGUGCUCUCUCAAAGCCGGCGUUGUCUUGCAGGCGAUAACCCUGCUGCUCUAUACAUACAACUCCCUAAGAAAUCAAAAGAAUUUGGGAACUUCACCUUUGAUUACUGCUUCCUCUCUAAGGUGUUUGUGAGCAUUAGUCCCAAGAAGAGUGUUGAGUUGGUGCAGGCUGACAUGAGGAUGAAACUGGAGCCAGAGUUCUCCUAUGACUCCCUUACCCUGAGGACGGAUAUCCAUGAUCUUAGCAUUCAACCAGUCGCGCCGUUGUACACAAUGACAGAGCCACCACCUAUAGUCUCAGAAUCACCCAGACCAGCAACUGACACAACCUUCAGCUUCCCAACAAUGAGUACAAACUCCACCACAGAAGGGCCAAAGAGCUGUCCAGAAGAAACUCUAGAGUCCAAAUACGGGGUGUAUUUGUGGCCCGAGACGUUUCCAUUUGACAUACAAUUCAUGAACUGUCAGAGGCCUUUCUACGGGAUUGCCUUCCGGGUUUGUAAAUUCGAUAUCGACUCUGACAUGACCAGCUGGGAGGAUCCCGAUAUGACUUAUUGCAAGCCCCUCAGGAACAUAUCUGACCUGCACUACUGGAAUGUCACAGCUGAGAACGCGAUGGACAUGGUGCAGAUCAUUCAGCACCUGCUGUACUAUGAGCUGGUCUCAGGCAGCGGGAGCGACGGAGAGCUCAGCGCCUCAGACAUGGUGACCGUGAUGGGGAAGCUGGAUGAUGUCGUAGACGUCAGCGUGGUCACGGCCGAGCUCAGCAAUGACAUCUUCUCUAUGAUCUCAGAUAUUCUGAUCUCCAGGAGUGACAUGGCUCCAGUGUCUAACAUGGUGCUGAAACUCACAGAAAGAAUCGGGGACAAGGCAGUGUUUUCAGGGGAUUUAUUUAACGUGGCCUUCCCUGCAAUGGCUGUGUCCAUGAUCAACGUGAAGCCAAAGAACUUCAGAGGAAUCACCUUCUGUGUUACUAAUUAUGCUGAUGGUAUGAUCCCAGAGCUGAUGGUCAACGAGAGCUUUGCUGAACCAAUCCCAGGCACGGUUGCGUCUAUCGCCCUGCCAGCUGAGCUCAAAAAUCAACUCGCAGCGGACGGAAACAAAACCAGAUUUCAGUUCCAGUUCUAUGGAGUACAAGACCUCUUCAAUGACACAGACAUUGCCAUCGAAGCAGAGGGUAACUGGACUCUCAACAGCUAUGUCAUUUCGGCCAGCAUCAACAACAGAACAGUGAAAAACCUCAAUCAGAGUGUGGAGGUGACCCUCAGCAACAACAGAGCCAUGCAGGAACAUGAGAAGGUGAUGUGUGUCUCCUGGGACUUUGGUGAUAACGAGGGUCAAGGUCGUUGGAACAGCACGGGGUGUGAGACUCGGGCUAUAUCUGCUAUUAAGACAAGCUGUUCCUGCAAUCACCUCACAAACUUUGCUGUGCUUUUGGACAUAUCCAGGGCCCCCAUGAGUGAGAAAGACCCUACAAAUUCAACCCAGCAAUGUCCUUCCAGUCCUACAACAACCAAAGUGCCGCUCAACAACACUGUUGGCAUAAUGGUUUCGUUCUUUGGAGUAAACCUGACCUUGAAAUUGAAUGGCAACGCUACAAAUCCAACAACUGCUAUCGAGUGCUGGCUUUACGAGCGACUGGUGUUAAAUGGCAUGGACAUGGUGGACUUCUGGAUAUUUGGAAAUAGUAUCAGGAACAUGAAACAAUAUGGUGUACAACAGAUCUCCCACCGGCUAAACGAAGAAUAUAACUGCACCUUCCAUGUUCGGGGAAAUCUAUUGUCAACUGUCAAAGAACUGGAAACCCUCAUAGUAGGAACCCUGAAUCAAACGUUCAGUAACGAUACUCUUUCCAUUCAAACAACACAGCUGAUGGUACGGUACAUUGGGCCAAGCUGUCCAGAAGAAACUCUGAAGACCAUCUACGGGGUGUAUUUGUGGCCCGAGACGUUUCCUCAGAACAAGCGAGCCUUGAAAUGUCAGAGGGAUUUCAACAGGACAGCCUUCCGGGAUUGUAAAUUCGAUGUCGACUCUGACAUGACCAGCUGGGAGGUUCCCGAUAUGACUGAAUGCGAGCCCCUCACGAUCAUAUCUGACCUGAACGACUGGAAUGUCACAGCUGAGAACGCGAUGGACAUGGUGCAGACCAUUCAGGACCUGGUGGACGUUGAGCUGGGCUCAGGCAGCGGCGACGGAGAGCUCAGCGCCUCAGACAUGGUGACCGUGAUGGGGAAGCUGGAUGAUGUCGUAGACGUCAGCGUGGUCACGGCCGAGCUCAGCAAUGACAUCUUCUCUAUGAUCUCAGAUAUUCUGAACUCCAGGAGUGACAUGGCUCCAGUGUCUAACAUGGUGCUGAAACUCACAGAAAGAAUCGGGGACAAGGCAGUGUUUUCAGGGGAUUUAUUUAACGUGGCCUUCCCUGCAAUGGCUGUGUCCAUGAUCAACGUGAAGCCAAAGAACUUCAGAGGAAUCACCUUCUGCGUUACUAAUUAUGCUGAUGGUAUGACCCCAGAGCUCAUGGUCAACGAGAGCUUUGCUGAACCAAUCCCAGGCACGGUUGCGUCUAUCGCCCUGCCAGCUGAGCUCAAAAAUCAACUCGCAGCGGACGGAAACAAAACCAGAUUUCAGUUCCAGUUCUAUGGAGUACAAGACCUCUUCAAUGACACAGGCAUUGCCAUCAAAGCAGAGGGUAACUGGACUCUCAACAGCUAUGUCAUUUCGGCCAGCAUCAACAACAGAACAGUGAAAAACCUCAAUCAGAGUGUGGAGGUGACCCUCAGCAACAACAGAGCCAUGCAGGAACAUGAGAACGUGACGUGCGUCUUCUGGGACUUUGGUGAUAACGAGGGUCAAGGUCGUUGGAACAGCACGGGGUGUGAGACUCGGGCUAUAUCUGCUAUUAAGACAAGCUGUUCCUGCAAUCACCUCACAAGCUUUGCUGUGCUUUUGGACAUAUCAAGGGCCCCCAUGAGUGAGAAAGACCGUGAGAUUAUGACGCUGAUUUCGUAUCUGGGGUGUGGUAUAUCCUCCAUCUUCCUUGGCAUCACCCUUAUGACUUACUUGAUCUUUGGAAAACUGCGUCGGGAUCACCCGUCCAAGAUUCUGAUCAACCUAUCGGCCGCCCUGCUGGCCCUGAACCUGCUGUACCUGCUCAACACCUGGAUGUCCAGCUACGGCUACGGCCUGUGCAUCCUGACCGCCGUGCUCAUGCACUUCUUCCUGCUGGCGUCCUUCACCUGGAUGGGGCUGGAGGCACUGCACAUGUACUUUGCCCUCAUCAAGGUCUUCAACGCGUACGUGCGGUCCUACAUCCUCAAACUCUGCGUGGUGGGCUGGGGUGUUCCCCUGAUCAUAGUGGGAGUGGUGCUGGCCACUGAUGUAGACGCCUAUGGCAGCAGCAAUAUAACUUCAGCAGCAGAUGAAACAUCUGAACCAUUCUGCUGGAUCCAGAGCGACGUGCACUUCUACGUGACGGUGGCGGGCUUCAUCCUGCUCGUCGUGCUGGGGAACACCGGUGUGUUCGUGGUGGUGCUGAUCCAGAUCCGACGCAUGCGCACCAACAAGCCGCUGGGGAAGCCGGCCACGGGCGGCUCCGCGCAGGACCUGCGGGCCGCCGCCAGCCUCACCGUCCUCCUGGGCCUCACCUGGCUCUCGGCCUUCUUCGCCGUGGGGCCGGGCAGGACGGUGAUGCUCUACGUGUUCUGUAUCCUCAACAGUCUGCAGGGCUUCUUUAUCUUUGUGUUCCACUGUCUGACGAAGGAGAACGUGAGGAAACAGUGGAGAACACGUUUGACCUUUGACCGAUUCAACCCCAGUGACUCAGACUGGAGUCGCUCCACCAGUCGGCCCAAACAAGAGCCCAACUCGCACGCCAUGGGGUCGGUGGACACCUCGUCCAUCAUCAAGGCCUCAGAGUUUUCCAGCACCACGGAGUCCCUGCCCGUCCACCCCGGGAGAGAGGGAGCCGGACUCCUUCUACAGGUGGCUCAACCCGCCAGCACUCCCAACAACAUAAAGACCAACACCUCAGUGUCCUGGUCUAAUCAGUAGUGUGGCCUGAUGGCAAAGACCCGACAUGAGGGUCAUGGUAUCAAGAUGACUGAAGGGGGGCGAGAUCGAUAAUUUCAUGGAACACAAAGAGAAACUUUAACGUACCUACUUCAUCAAUGGCCAGGCAACGGCAGAAAUAAUGCUGAGGUCGAGGUUUUAAGUUAUUUGCUUUUAUAUGUACAUUAGUAAAAUCCUAUAAAGUAAACUGAGACGAUUUAAACAUCUGCUAUUUUGAGCGCUUAACUGCUUUUUUUAUGCCUAACAGAGGCAGUCAUCUAGUUUCACAGAUAUUUGGUUUAUUCAUUUUAAAGCUAUAUUUGUUAUUUUUCAAUGUAUAUAUUUGUCUUUACUGGAAAAAAUUAAAGUUUUCGAUCAUAUUAAUGUCUGAUCUGUAUAAAGGUUUUUCUCAAAUUUUGUGGGCCACGGCCACCACCCAAGCCUUCACAACAGAAGUUCAAAAUAAUUCCAGUGGAAAUGUGACACUACCUGAGCUGCACCCUCAAUAUAGCCUGUGUGGGCGGAGCCACAAUUUUUACAGAAAAGGGAAGCUGAGGUGCUAUGACAUCAUCAGGCUAUUUUACAUUAACUAUAUGUCCGUAGAUAAGAGAGAUAUACAACACUGGCAAUCUCACUGGGGUUUGGUGAUAAGUAUGCUGUGACUACAUCUAGUGGCAUAACUGUGUAGUGUAAAUCUGGAGGACAUUUAUAAAUCUACACAGACAUUAAUAUCUGUUUACAGAUGGCAAUUUAAAAUGAGUUGCAACAAAGGAAAACACUAUCAACUACAAUUAUUACAAAAAUAUUAUAUAUUUUUGGUUGCCUUGGCCAAAUAAGAGUAUUUCAGCUAAACAUAUAAAAACAAAUCCCCAAAAACCUAAAUCACUGGAAGAUGCUCAGUCUAUAACUAUAGAAAAUGGUAUUAUCAUGAGAUGCGCAGUCCUUUCUGUUAACCUGUGUUUACCUCAAUAUUGAUCGUAGUACUUGAUGCCUGGUGAGCAGCUUUUGUGACAGUGGGGAAUGUUGCCCCCAUCAAUCUUUGAAGCUGAUGGGAAGCAUGCGGUUCAUUAUUUUAAUUAGGUAAGUGCAUGCAGUAAUUGUCUUUGUUUGUACUGCAUUGUACUGUGUUAGUCAUGAAUAGCUUAUCGAUCCAGACAGUAAACAUGCAUAUGGGCUUCUUAGGGGUUUGUUUUUGUAAGAGCUAAACUCAAAAACAAAUGUGUGUCUUAAAAAUUGACAAACAGGAUGAAUCGGAUGAUUAUCCCAUUAAUAAUAACC
Gadus chalcogrammus (walleye pollock) is the source of this 7045-nucleotide messenger RNA. It is a transcript of the gene adgrg4a, whose product is annotated as adhesion G protein-coupled receptor G4a. The record is from RefSeq and is a predicted model, not a curated record. The transcript has 39 exons. Lineage: Eukaryota; Metazoa; Chordata; Actinopteri; Gadiformes; Gadidae. Gene Ontology annotation, biological process: adenylate cyclase-activating G protein-coupled receptor signaling pathway; cell surface receptor signaling pathway. Gene Ontology annotation, cellular component: membrane. The coding region runs from base 872 to 5770 and encodes 1632 amino acids. Gene Ontology annotation, molecular function: G protein-coupled receptor activity.